ACCCGGUAGAAAUUUCAUAGUCUUUACUCUUUAGCAUAUUAGCAACCACACGUGAUGACUAAGCAUUUUAAGUCUGAUCUGUUUACAUUUGUAAGUCUUAUGAAAGUUACCUUUUACGGAUAUCUACAACAAAAACACUUUUUACACUGUGACUUGACAAUUUGUCUUGACUCUUAACUGGCCAGAAAAUGGAUAAGAUUGCUGUUGUUGAAUAUGAAUAUCCUGAGAUAAUCAAAUCUGCUAAAACUGAAACAAUAAAAUCUUAUUCACUAGUGCCUGAGUAUUGUGAUGAAUCUUUUAGUAUUCAAGAUUCUUUGGUGGCUGGAGAUGAUCAGCAGGAAAGCGAGCUGAGUUGUGUAGCGAAUGAUGAGUUAGGAAAGACUCUGCCAGAUAGACAUAAACCUUUUGCUGAAAUGAGUAAAGCUGCUGAAGUUACAGGAGUCACCAUUGCUAAGACUUCAAAAUGUUAUUUACUUGUUGAUUAUUCUUCUUCUGACGAAUCAGUAAGCCUAACAGAUGCUUCAAUGGCUGCAAAUGAGGAUAGUGAGCUUGAUCUGUGUCGGGUAUUGAAUGAUGAGUCAGGAAAGACUCGGCCAGAUAAAACAUCCACUCUAAGGAAAGAUGUGCAAGGAAAGAAAAAGUUGUCAUCAUCCAAAGAAGAAAAUAAGGAGAAAGAAAGACAAAUUGCAGAGAAGAAAGCAGGGAAAGAACGCUUACAAGCUGAAAGGAAGAGAAAAGAAGAGGAGAAGAAACGAAAAGAAGAAGAAAAGGAAAAUGCCAAAAAGAUAAAAGAAGAUGAGGAACGGCGGAAAAAAGAAAAUUUUGCUCAAAAAUACGUGAAACAUGCCCCUGAUUUUCGAACGGAAUUUGAUACUUCUAGAAAGAAAUACUUGGAACAGAUUCUGGAAAAGUCAGAUUCUGAACCUUCAGUUGAUUUAAAUCUUCGCCAGUAUAGAGAAAACAAAGGAAGAAGUUAUGGUGCUACUUGGCCACUCAAGGAUAAUAAUGUUGGAGUGAUUGACGAGGACGAAGCGGAAGCCCCCAUCAACAACGAAACCAUUGUAACGAUUGUCCAUCCCGUCCGUCGAAGAAUGCGACCCAAGUUAGUCCAGUUUUGGGAAAAUCGUCGUCCUGCCUAUUGGGGAACCUGGAGAAAAUCGAGUAAUACAGUGGGUCCAAGACGUCCUUUCGGCAAAGAGGUCAUAUUCGAUUACGAUGUCGAUUCUGAUGACGAAUGGGAAGAAGAAGUUGAACAAGCAGACGAAUCUUCGACCGAUUCGGAAUGUGAAGCCGAAGAAAGAAACCCAGCCGAUCAUUAUGAGGUAGACGAUGUGUUCGUUGUACAUGAUGGGUACAUGAGCAACGAUGAAUUUCCGGACUGUGGACCGAAAACAGCAAAACCUUCUGCUGCGCAGGAGCCGUUUCGUGUUUUGGAAAUCAAACCGACCGUAGACCUUAAACCAAAAAAUGUUUCUGUUCGUCAACGCUACGCAGCUAAAGAAUUGUGUUCAAUUCCCUUCAAAACAGUUUCGAGUGAAUUGAACUGCGAAAAUGGAGAAUCAUCAAUGGCCGAUGAAGCUGUAGUGUCAUUUUCUAGCACUCCCAAAAAAGUUGUUUCUAAAGAAUUGAACUGCGAAAAGGGAGAAUCUUCAAUGGCCGAUGGCGUUAGCCGUAGUGGGAAUAAAUCGUCUAAGCGGCUUGUCAGUGACAAUGAUGUCCCAGCACUCAUUCGCAUGCUCCAUGGAACUUUUCAAAAGAAAGAGACGAUUGCAAAGGACUUUAAGUUGCACUUGAAACCAAAUAGAGCCGAAGAAAGCAAGGACGGUCCCUCGAAUCUUCAAAUACUUGCCAAGAUAACCAAAAUUGCGUCAUGGAGCAAAUGUACAGAAGCCGGAGCAGUAAAUGGAAAAAUGUGUUGGCUCGUGCACUCCGAUGUUCUUGCUUAUUAUGGUCUCGCAGGAUUAUCUGCCAACGUAAACUGGGAACUUUGUACUGAGAUGAAAAAACGAGGACGCAGCAAGGCCGACGACUCUAGAUCUGAGGAGGACACCCCACUAGCAAAGAUCCCGCGCGUGUCGCCCAUUAAACAAUUUGAUCAGCCAGCUAGUUUACCUGCUAACAGAGUUUCUUCAUCGCAGGAGAACGAGCUUCCAGAAUCGGGGAAAGAUUCAAAUGUGCCAGCUAAGCAACCAAUUUUCUCAACUCCUAAAGGGAAGAAAACGCAUCUCGUUGAUAAGUCUCCCAACAUCUGCAACCAAGAAACCCAAGAGUGAUACUAAAACAACUCCAUUAACCAAUUUCUUAAAGAAAAUGAGUGCAAAGAGGCACUGUCCAAAUUAUCAGAGAAUAUUGACGACUCAUUGGAUGGGAUCAAAUGUUUUACUUUUGAGUUAUUUGUGUCGUUCCUUUCGAGUAAUUUUAUGUUUAGAGCAUGUUUUUUUCCCCUGCAAAAUUUAUAUGUUGAUAUAUGGGAUGUAUCUUUUUUUUCUGUAACCGUUGCAUACACCUAAAUUUCUAUUACACGGAUGAAAUAUAUGAGACCGAUGGUAGGGAGCUAACGCGGGGG
Molecule: messenger RNA, 2566 nt
Organism: Daphnia pulicaria
Lineage: Eukaryota; Metazoa; Arthropoda; Branchiopoda; Diplostraca; Daphniidae
Product: chromatin assembly factor 1 subunit A-B-like
Exons: 8
Coding region: 189-2273 (694 amino acids)
Biological process (GO): nucleosome assembly
Cellular component (GO): nucleus; CAF-1 complex
Source: RefSeq, a predicted model, not a curated record